Beta vulgaris subsp. vulgaris (sugar beet) is the source of this 876-nucleotide messenger RNA. RefSeq lists its product as uncharacterized. Lineage: Eukaryota; Viridiplantae; Streptophyta; Magnoliopsida; Caryophyllales; Amaranthaceae. The transcript has 2 exons. The record is from RefSeq and is a predicted model, not a curated record. The coding region runs from base 247 to 876 and encodes 209 amino acids.
GUAGCGGUUUAUAAAAAUCCCCAAUUCAGACCUAAAUCCCCCAAUUUCCCAAUUUACAGGUGCUCGAAAUUUUUUUUCUCUCACAAUCACUUCUCCCUCUCUCUCUCUUCCGACGACGCUGCCGCACGAUCAUCACCGCCGGCGACCGGAGUCCGUCACUUCUUGCUCUCUCUCUUCCGACGACAGCGGCACCUCAACGAUCCGUCACUUCUCCCUCUCUCUCUUCCGACCACAGCGAUCUUUAAUAUGGAACAACCUAAAUAUCCUCUAUACCUUUAUUGGAAUGGUGAAUUAUCUCAAAAUGAUGUUGAUAUUGUGUAUAGAGGUGGAAGGAAAAAGUUUUUGUUCAUCAAUUCCGGUAUGAUGUUUCAAGAGAUUCUGAAUAGGGUAUAUGACGUUGUUGGAUGUGAUCGUAUGUAUGUGGAACUGAAAUUGUUUAUGAGAUAUCCGAUGCCGGGAAAAUAUGUGCCAAUUGCACUAGAGGAUGACGAGUCACUGAGUGCUAUGUGGCUUUCAGUGACACAAACGUCAGCCAUGGCAAUGGAGGUGUACAUUGAACAAGUUCCCAAAGAGAUAAAUGUGCAAAGUAAUGUGGGUUAUGUACCUUCAAUGGACUUUAGGGAUAGCAUGGAGGUACCGACAUCAGCUCCUAAUAUGCAAUUUGAAUCAUUUACUAGCAUGUUGUCAGACCCACAUUAUGUAAAUCAGCACAUGAAUGAGUUUAUUUCUCCUGCUUCGUCUCCCCACAUACCAUCCACAUUCCAUCUGGACACUCUACAUCAAAAUGAUGUUGAUUUUUUGGGAAACGAGGAGGAGCAUGUGGAUUCUGAUAGGGAUGAGGAUGAUGAUGCAAGAGAAUUAGCUGACAAGCAAUAA